AAUCAUCCUGAGGUUCAUCCAGCCAUGUUCGCUACUACGCUUGGAUUUUGCACAUGAUUACACUCAGCACUCAUCGAUCAUGUCGAGUCAUAUUCGAAGUGAUGUUCAGAUCAUCGUGUGGACUUACUGACUUCUGAUGGUAUGAAUAUCAACGUUUACGGUAGUGUAGCCUCCUCGCCAAGCUUCGGUGUGAUCCUGCUUGGCUAAGGAUCACAUGUUUUAGUGUACCGUCAAAGACGACCAAGAGAAAAAAAAUCGACAAUACCGGGAUUAAUCGGACAAGCACAGUCGGGGAGUGGCGGCUUGCCCGCCGCUACGAUAAGGUUCGAGGCGGAAACUGACCACCUGACGGCUGACUGUGAUUUUCGGAACGGAAUUGGCGUUCGCCCGGUCAACUGCAACCAAAUUCCUCUGAUUCACUGUCCUGGGACCUGAACUCUGGCACCUAUGGGUCUUGCUCCUUUCCUUCCUACGCAUAGUACGCGCAUUUUUCGACGAUGCCAGGAUCUGACAUCCUUCCGGUUAUAUAUAAGACAUCAUGCGACGCAGCCUGAGUCUGGUGCACUCCAGCGGAAGAAAGUAUGGGUAUCUGCAGAUGCUGCUGUGCAAGAUGUGAAGUCUGGGGACAUUGUCCUGAGUGGAGGGUUCGGUUUGUGUGGUACUCCUGAGACUUUGAUCACUGCUCUUUCACGACGAACGGGCGUGCACGGUUUAACUGCUGUAUCCAACAAUGCUGGUUCAAGUGAUUUGGGUCUGGUCAAGCUAAUGAAAAGCGGGCAACUUGACAAGCUCAUAAUAUCAUAUCUUGGCGGAAACAAAUACCUUGAGCGGAUGUACCUCGAUGGAAAGAUGUCCCUCGAACUGGUCCCGCAAGGUACCCUCGUUGAACGGAUGCGUGCACACGGCGCAGGCAUUCCCGCCUUCUUCACACCCACAGGUGCUUCCACGACCGUUGAAACUGGCGGGAUUCCCAUCAGAUUUAAAGCGGGCGGCUUCAAAGAAGGUAUUUUGAUACCGGGAAACAAAAAGGAAUACAGAGACUUCAAUGGAAAGCGGUAUAUCAUGGAGCCUGCCAUCGCCGGCGACGUCGCAUUCAUCCAUGCCUGGAAGGCAGACGAGGCAGGCAACCUCAUGUUCCGACAUGUCGCAAACAAUUACAAUAACGCCAUGGCAAGGAAUGCGCAGUUAGUUAUCGCAGAGGCAGAGGAGAUUGUCCCUAUUGGCUCAUUGCCGCCAAACGCUGUCCACGUCCCAGGAAUAUUUGUUGACCGUGUUGUGCAGGCCACUGAGCCAAAAGGGUUUGAUAUAAUUGCCACUGCUCCGCCACCCGGAACUACAGGUGGCCCCUCACCUGAGGAACUCCUGGAAAAGAGCACACGGCGCAGAAUAGCAAAGCGCGCAGCACAAGAACUCAGAGAUGGCUUUUACGUAAACCUUGGUGUUGGCAUUCCCACCCUCGUUACGGAGUAUCUCCGGCCGGGCAUCAAGAUCUGGCUGCAAAGUGAGAACGGCAUUCUGGGAAUGGGUCCGUUCCCCACCGAAGACCAAGUCGAUCUUGACAUAACCAAUGCUGGAAAGGAGACGGUCACUUUGCUGCCGGGCGCUUCGGUCUUUGAUUCGACUGAUUCGUUCGGUAUGAUCCGGGGAGGCCACAUGGAUGUCGCCAUCCUUGGUGCUAUGCAAGUAUCCCAGGCCGGCGACAUUGCAAACUUCAUGAUUCCAGGCAAGCUUGUGAAGGGGAUUGGCGGAGCCAUGGACCUGGUAUCAAAUCCUGACAAGACGAAGGUCAUUGUGGCCAUGGAACACUGUGCAAAAGAUGGAGGUCCAAAGAUCAUGCAGGAAUGCUCGUUGCCACUGACUGGUGCACGGGCGGUCGGCCAAAUUAUUACCGAACUUGCUGUGUUUGAUGUUGACCGGUCUGGUGGCAACUUGACGCUCGUUGAAGUGGCCAAGGGUGUGACGGUGGAGGAGGUACAAGCGAAGACAGCCUGCGACUUCAAGGUCUCUGACAACCUUGGGCAGAUGUAAGUGUAAGUUCCUAUUGAUGGUAUGUAUAUAAAUACAUGGAUCAGUAGGCUUGCUUGAUUUCCACCCUUGAUAUCUGAUGAUAUCAAUCACACGUUAAUUCCGUCCUUCACGGGCAUUCCAAGCCUUUGAUACACGUACGGUUGUAUUUUACAUAUAUUUGGGAUGAUUGCUGUAUUAAAAUAAGAGGCCGUCCGUCGCUUCGCAUUGCACAGUCAAAGAUAUAUUUUACACAGAAAGUCUGAGGUGGCAUAUUACUUACACAUGUGACAGAAAUAGACGCGAAAAUCUA
Suillus fuscotomentosus is the source of this 2317-nucleotide messenger RNA. RefSeq lists its product as uncharacterized. Gene Ontology annotation, biological process: ketone body catabolic process. Bases 448 to 2028 code for a protein of 526 amino acids. The transcript is spliced from 11 exons. The record is from RefSeq and is a predicted model, not a curated record. Gene Ontology annotation, molecular function: succinyl-CoA:3-oxo-acid CoA-transferase activity. Lineage: Eukaryota; Fungi; Basidiomycota; Agaricomycetes; Boletales; Suillaceae.